CGCCCUCUUAUUCAUUUCUUCCUCGGCUGGCCGAAUUGCCGUGUCUUAGACAACCCAGUUUCUCACCUCAUUCUACAUUCUCUUUACGACGACAGCGUGUGAAACCCGUUAUCCGUAAUCAUGCUCGCUUCCAUCCUUCUCUUCUCCCUCUCCGUCUUCACGGGAGCUGUGUCGGCGAGUGCUAUCCCUCAGCAUCAGCAGCACGGAUUGGAGAAGAGGCAGAACACAAAUACAAUUCCGACAUUCAGCUAUGGCCCCUCCAGCACUGUCUACCUAGGCGGCGGGGGGGCUUCUACGGGCGUCUCAAAUACCUCCCAAGAAGCAACAGUGACUGCUACUGCUACAGCUACUGGUACUGAUGCUGGUAGUGCCACUGCCACUGCCACCGCUACUAGUACUGCGGUGGAGUCUGGGGAUGCGACAACGACCACCGCGGCGAAUACUGCAUCAGCAACGGGGACCAUUCCCACAUACAGCUUCGGGCCAUCCACGACGAUUCAAGUUGGCCCAGGCGCAACGGACGAGCCUGCGACCGGCAACGGGGAUGGCAAAGGGAAUGGCGCUGGUGAUGGCAAGGGCAACGGUAAUGGGCGCGGAAAUGGCCGUGGUGGCCGAUUUGGAAACGGGAAUGGAAAUCAACGGGGCAACGGCACCGUCCCUGACAACGGCGCCGGCAAUGGCGCUGGCAACGGAGCAGAUCAGAAACCGGGGAAUGACGAUAAAACCAACCUCGACAAGCUAACCAGUUUGUUACAAGGUCUGUUAGACUUAUUGCAAAACUAGACGCUAGACGCCCUCAUUCAUCUUUCGUUGUGGUGGUUAUCUCCUUGGCUGGCUGCGGCGUUAUCUGCGAACACAAACAUACAUACAUGUGUCGGAGACGCGGCGCAAAGAACUGUUUAUAGAGACACUUCCAGCCUUGCGCAUUGUAUAUUGUGUUCGUUCUUAUACCUGUUGUAUACUGAAUUGCGAAGGGCGGUAUGGUGCUGUGUUGUUGCUUGAUUAGCUAUAUAGUUGGAGCCACAGAACCUGGGAAUGAGAUAAUUGGUUCUGGCAACCUUGUAUUGUCAGCUCGGUAGUUGAAUUAGUUGAAGAAAGGUAUCUAUGGCCGUAAUU
Molecule: messenger RNA, 1116 nt
Organism: Xylaria bambusicola
Lineage: Eukaryota; Fungi; Ascomycota; Sordariomycetes; Xylariales; Xylariaceae
Exons: 1
Coding region: 121-783 (220 amino acids)
Source: RefSeq, a predicted model, not a curated record